AUGUCCUUCUUUGAUAAGAAUACAGAUGGCAAUCUGCAACAGAACUAUGGAAACUCCGAAUCGAGUGGCGGCGUAACUCCCACGCCCAAGAGUCCAACACACGGAAUUUCGGCUCACACUGGCCGUCAGACUCCAAGCCUUUAUUACUCACGGCCACAGCCCUUUGCCACCGGUCAUGUCCACGGAGAUGCCGGCUCAGCGCGACAAAGCGUACGUAACAUCUGGGACGAUGCCAACCGGGCCGGGCCGCAGAACACGACGUCGGCCUCCACCUCUUCGAUGCCCCCGCAGAUUGUGAUUCAAGAAUUAACUGGAAACUCCGACUACGGCACCGCGAGUGUGCAGCGUAGGAUGACGUCUACGCCUGCCCACGCUCGCGGCGCUGAUCCCCAGAUGGACAUCCAGACCGGCUUUUCAAGGCUACGACUGGUCGAUUCGAUGUCUGAGCACGCCCCGACGUCGGCAGAUGUCCCGACGCGCUCCCAUGGAAACCCGUAUUCGUACGGUACGCAUACAAGUGCCACGCCCGCGAUUCUACCAACCAUGGAAACAAGGCCGCCACAGAGCCAGUUUUCCAUCUGGUCGACCUACGGCAGCCAAACGAACCCCAGCUCCUCCCGCAGUACCGAAAUCGAGUUGCUCUCGGACCCGUACGUGUCAGGCUCAGGAGAUUUACCGGUGAGAGCUGGUGCAGCAGCACUUCCCCGGCCUCGCCCAAGUUCCGAAGCCAGCUCCAACCUUACGCCGGCUCACAUGCCUCCGCCACAGCGGCAUUUCUCUACGCAGCUCAUCCCUUCCACCAUCACCAUGCGAAUUGGUCAAUAUAAACCUCCACAGCCCGCCACGCAGCCCGACCACCGCGGCCCGAGCGGUGGUGGCGGCGGCCCCGCGCUCAACCCACCGCAGCAGCCACCCCCGGGGCCUUUCCUCAUCCAGCCGCGCAACCAGGGAUUCCUCCCCAUGCACGCGGUACACUCAAGACAGGAUAUAUCGGUGAGCGCCGGCGGUGGCGGCAUGCCGCCGAUGGCUCCCCUCGGUAUGCCGCUGGCCCCGCCCAGGCAACCGGCGCCGGCGAACCGUUUCUCGGACCGGUACCACGGGAUGCACACCGAGUCCAACGCGAGCGCCGAGCACCUGACGUCCGAGCAAAACGCCAGCCUGUGGAUCACCAACCUGCCGCCGGACAUCACCCACCACGAGCUCCUCGGCCAGAUCCGGCGCGUCGGCCGCGUCUGGUGCUGCUUCAUCAACGGCCCCGACGGCGUCAAGCACGCCACCGCCGCUGCCAAGAUCGUCUUCUUCCAGCCCGCCGCCGCACAGCUGCUCCUCCAGCAGACCAGCCUCGACGGCUUGAGCGUCCGCGGGUGGCGCGCCAAGGUCGCGCCGAACCGCAUCAAGACGGGCGCGACGAUCCCGCGCGGCGGCGACGACUCGCGCGUCCUGCUGGUCACCGGCCAGGCGCACUUUGUCAACGAGCAGACGCUGACGCGGUACUUUUCGGAGCGCUUCGUGUUUCAGGUGGACGAGGUGCGGGAGCUGGCGCGCGGGGGCGCGGGGCGCGCGGUGGUCGAGUUCCGGUUCGGCAGCUACAGGUGCCAGGCGCAGAUGGGCAAGAUCUCGCUGGAGAAGGACAGGCCGCUGGGGUUCGAGAAGGCUGAGUUUGGCGAGGACCCGUGCGAGACGGGCGAGACGUGGACGUCGUACUCGAUCGCGCUGCAGCGCAUCCAAGGCCAUGGGCUGUGA
Cordyceps fumosorosea ARSEF 2679 is the source of this 1743-nucleotide messenger RNA. RefSeq lists its product as hypothetical. The transcript has a single exon. Gene Ontology annotation, molecular function: nucleic acid binding. NCBI's taxonomy places the organism in Eukaryota, Fungi, Ascomycota, Sordariomycetes, Hypocreales, Cordycipitaceae. The record is from RefSeq and is a predicted model, not a curated record. Bases 1 to 1743 code for a protein of 580 amino acids.